AUGAAAAGAUUUACGCCUUUAUCUAAAUUAUCUCUCGAUAAAGAUAUGUUUAAUGUUGCUUUUUUGAAUGUUAAAGGUCUAGUUCCUCAUUUUAAAGAUGUUUCAAAUCAUUUUAAUUUACUUCGUGCAGAUGUUAUUGGCCUUGCAGAAAGUUGGUUAUCAAGCAGUAAUUAUGUUAAUGGUAUUCAACUAAAUGUUUAUAAUGUUAUUCACAGAAUACGCAAAGAAUGCCGUGAAAAUGCGUAUCUACUUCGUUCAUUAGUUCAUGGUGGUGUUGGUAUUUAUAUCAAAGUAUAA
This is a messenger RNA of Didymodactylos carnosus, 297 nucleotides long. The record is from the annotation of a GenBank genome assembly. NCBI's taxonomy places the organism in Eukaryota, Metazoa, Rotifera, Eurotatoria, Philodinida, Philodinidae.